AUGGUGGCGCCCCUGGCUGUGGCACUGUUGUUAAACUACACUCUCUUCAUCAUGACCAUCGUACGUAUACAGCGAGUGCGCUCCCUGCAGACUGGCAAAGGGUUCCGCUCAGAAGAACGACGCCUCUUCUGGAUCUAUGUCAAAUUGUCUUCCGUCACUGGGGCUUUCUGGGCCCUAGCCAUCUUAGCUGAGAUUGACAACCUCACACUUCAAACUACCAAUUACAGCGUUGUUCGGUGUGGUGUGAUUGUAGCUUCAACAUCCGGUCCUUCUGAUCAGGUCCUAGGAGCUCAUGUAACCGGAAGAGAUCAGAUUCCUUUGUUCUGGGUUGACGUAUACCUCAUCUCUGCACUGGAAAUGUCCCGUGAUGAGGCGGAACACGUGCUUAUCCAAACUUUCUUUCCCAAGACUCUUGGAGCCAGCUUUGGAGAAAGAAAGCUGAAGCUCACGCCCUUACGUAUUCCGUCUGCUCUCAUAGUAGAUAUGUCCUUGUGUGUAAACACGACAAACGAUUAUGGUCACGAGAAAUCAUCUUGCUACCAGGAAGACUCGAUAAACCUCAGAGACGAAUACUCCGUUGAAGCGUAUUCGCUUUCAUACGAUAUGAAAAGUUUCGUAGAACUUUCCCCUCUGCUCAAUUGCGUGUCUCUGCUUUGUCUCCUAGCCACGAUUGCUACAUACUCUCUGUUCUCAGUUCUGCGGAGUUCUGCGGGUUGGAACAACUUGCUCCUAUGCGUCAGUCUCACUGCGGCUCAAAGCUCGCUCCUGGCUUCAGCCAUGCUGUUGACACGCCCUAUACUAGGAGGAAUAUAUCUACUUUACAUUUCUUUUCUUUCAAGCAACGAGAAAGGAGUGAUCUGCACCGUGGUGGGCGUGUCCACUCACUUCCUGUGGUUGGCCACGUUCUCUUGGUGUUUCAUCUGCUGUCUGCACAUGGAGCGAGUCUUCUCCGCCAAGACCCGAAACACUCACACCACGUCUGCUGAGUUACGUAACUCUGUUAUGUUGAGAAUCGCUUUUACGGUGCUACUUCCGGCCCUCGUCAUUGCCAUUGUGAUUGUCGCCUCGUGGAUGACGUCAGACGGGGAUGAUAUUGGUUACGGACGCAGAAAGUGCUAUCUUGAUUCCGGAUUUCUUGUAGGUCAGUAG
Molecule: messenger RNA, 1149 nt
Organism: Aplysia californica (California sea hare)
Lineage: Eukaryota; Metazoa; Mollusca; Gastropoda; Aplysiida; Aplysiidae
Exons: 4
Coding region: 1-1149 (382 amino acids)
Biological process (GO): G protein-coupled receptor signaling pathway
Cellular component (GO): membrane
Molecular function (GO): G protein-coupled receptor activity
Source: RefSeq, a predicted model, not a curated record